UCUUCCACAUGUAAGCUGCUUCACCUCCAUUUCAGCUCUCUUCAUACCAUCUCCAAGAUUCCUGCAGCUUUCAUACCUGCUUGUUAAGCUGCAAACAUGUUUCUUGCAAAGGCUUUAUUAGAAGGAGCAGAUCGAGGUCUUGGAGGAGCUCUCGGAGGCCUUUUUGGAGGGGGCGGUCAGAGAAGAGGAGGAGGAGGCGGAGGAAAUUUUGGAGGGAUAGUCGGAGGCAUUGUGAAUUUCAUCAGCGAGGCUGCUGCUGCUCAGUAUACCCCAGAACCACCUCCGGCCCAGCAGCACUACACCAAUGUGGAGGCCAACGAAAGCGAGGAAGUCCGGCGCUUUCGCCACCAGUUUGCCCAACUGGCCGGACCAGACAUGGAGGUGGGUGCCACUGACCUGAUGAACAUUCUCAACAAAAUCCUCGCCAAGCACAAGGAUCUGAAGACUGACGGCUUUAGUCUGGACACCUGCCGGAGCAUCGUCUCUGUCAUGGACAGCGACACGACCGGGAAGCUGGGCUUUGAAGAAUUCAAGUAUCUGUGGAACAACAUCAAGAAGUGGCAGUGCGUUUAUAAGCAAUAUGCCAGGGACAAUUCGGGCUCUCUGGGACCUGCCCAGCUGCAGGGGGCCCUGCAGGCAGCCGGCUUCCAGCUAAAUGAACACCUUUACCAAAUGAUUGUCCGCCGAUUCGCCGACGAGGAUGGAAGUAUGGAUUUCAACAGCUUCAUCAGCUGCCUGGUCCGUCUGGAUGCCAUGUACCGGGCCUUCCGGUCCCUGGACAGGGAUGCAGAUGGCCUGAUCCAGGUGUCUGUCCAGGAGUGGCUGCAGCUCACCAUGUAUUCCUGAAGAGGCUGCUGGCCUCCCCACGCCCCCGGCCAGCCGCCCUGCCCUGU
Messenger RNA from Talpa occidentalis (Iberian mole), 893 nucleotides. It is a transcript of the gene CAPNS2, whose product is annotated as calpain small subunit 2. NCBI's taxonomy places the organism in Eukaryota, Metazoa, Chordata, Mammalia, Eulipotyphla, Talpidae. Gene Ontology annotation, molecular function: calcium ion binding. The coding region runs from base 97 to 846 and encodes 249 amino acids. The record is from RefSeq and is a predicted model, not a curated record. The transcript has a single exon.